Messenger RNA from Peromyscus leucopus (white-footed mouse), 2224 nucleotides. RefSeq names its product RNA polymerase II associated protein 3 (gene Rpap3). The record is from RefSeq and is a predicted model, not a curated record. The transcript has 17 exons. NCBI's taxonomy places the organism in Eukaryota, Metazoa, Chordata, Mammalia, Rodentia, Cricetidae. The coding region runs from base 94 to 2079 and encodes 661 amino acids. Gene Ontology annotation, molecular function: protein binding.
GUGUUCCCCAGGCUGCUGCGAGUCUGGUUGCCCGCGGGACGACUCCCGUCUCUUCGGCUCGGGCUGCUGCCGGACCCGCGCGGGCGGGUCAGAAUGGCUUCGACAAGUAAAGCAAUUGAAUUACAGCUCCAAGUGAAACAAAACGCGGAGGAAUUGCAGGAUUUCAUGAGGGAUUUAGAGCACUGGGAAAAUGACAUUAGACAGAAGGACAUGGAACUAAGAAGACAAGGCGGAGUUCCUGAAGAGAAUUUACCCCCUAUUCGAAAUGGAAAUUUUAGGAAAAAGAAGAAAGGCAAAACUAAAGAUUCUUCCAAAAAAACCAAAGAGGAAAACAAAAAAAACAGAAUAAAAUCUUUUGAUUAUGAUGCCUGGGCAAAACUUGAUGUGGACAGUAUUCUUGAUGAACUUGACAAAGAGGACAGUACCCACGAUUCUGUGUCCCAGGAGUCGGAGUCAGAGGAUGACGGGGUGCGCGUGGACUCCCAGAAGGCUCUAGUUCUGAAAGAAAAGGGCAAUAAAUACUUCAAACAAGGCAAAUACGACGACGCCAUCGAGUGCUACACGAAAGGCAUGAACGCGGACCCGUACGACCCUGUGCUGCCCACCAACAGGGCCUCGGCUCACUUUCGCCUGAAAAAGUUUGCUGUUGCUGAGUCCGACUGUAAUUUGGCAAUCGCCUUAAGCAGGAGUUACACCAAAGCUUACGCCAGACGAGGCGCUGCGCGGUUUGCUCUGCAGAAGUUAGAGGAGGCUAGGAAAGAUUAUGAAAAAGUAUUAGAACUGGAACCAGAUAACUUUGAAGCAACAAAUGAACUCAGGAAAAUUGAUCAGGCUUUAUCAUCCAGAGAAAACUCAUGUCCCAAGGAAGCUGCUGCGGUGACUAAACCAUCUGAGGGGGAGAGGCAACAGAUUGAGGAACAGCAGAACAAGCAGAAGGCCAUUUCGGAGAAAGAUCUGGGGAACGGAUUUUUCAAAGAGGGAAAAUAUGAGAGAGCAAUUGAGUGCUACACUAGAGGAAUAGCCGCGGAUGAUACCAAUGCCCUGCUUCCCGCUAACAGAGCCAUGGCCUACCUGAAGAUUCAGAAGUAUGAAGAAGCUGAAAGAGACUGCUCACAAGCCAUCUUACUAGACAGCUCCUAUGCAAAGGCUUUUGCCAGGAGAGGAACUGCGAGAACACACUUGGGAAAGAUGAAUGAGGCCAAGCAAGACUUUGAAACUGUGUUACUUCUGGAACCUGGAAAUACACAGGCAAUCACCGAACUUUCCAAAAUUAAAAAGGAAUUAAUUGAGAAAGGACAUUGGGAUGAUGUCUUUCUUGACUCCACACAAAGACACAAUGUGAUAAAAUCUGUAGAUAAUCCGCCUCAUCGUGGGUCACCUAAAGCACUCAAGAAGAUUUUCAUUGAAGAAACGGGCAGGUUGAUAGAGCGCGUUGAUGCGACAGACGGCGGUGCUGCUGCUCCGCGGAGCACUGGAGCCGGUGCGCCCGCGGCCAUGGGCACCGAGAGCAAGAAGAACCCAGGCCAGGGGGGCGCCUCGCCCGCAGGCGAUACUCCAAGAGCCAAAGUGUUGAAAAUAGAAGAGAUCAGUGACACUCUGGCCCUGCAACCACAGGUCGAUUUGAAGCAGGACGUGGGCCAGUCUUUCAGUGAGAAGAUCUCUGUGAAGGUAGAGCAGACACCGGAUCAGUUUGCCACGGCUGUUCUGCCUCCAGUUCCUGCUAACUCCUUCCAGCUCGAGUCUGACUUCAGGCAGCUGAGAAGUUUCCCAGAUAUGUUGUAUCAGUAUUUAAAGAAAAUCGAACCGUCUUUGUAUCCGAAGUUGUUUCAGAAAAACCUAGAUCCAGAUGUAUUCAAUCAAAUCAUUAAAAUUUUGCAUGACUUUUACAUUGAGAAAGAAAAGCCGUCUCUCAUCUUUGAAAUCUUACAGAGACUUUCUCAGCUGAAAAGGUUUGACAUGGCAGUGAUGUUUAUGUCCGGACCUGAGAGGAAGAUCACAAAUGUAUUAUUCAAUCACUUGGAAAAAUCAGAAUUGAAGGAGGAUUCUGUUGAAGAACUCAAGAAAAGAUAUGGUGGCUGAUCACGGUGGCUGAGGUGGUCUUUGUCUUUGUCUUUGAUGUGUACAUUAUUUUUCUCACUGAAAUCAAGUGUUUUGUUUGACUUUUUAAGAAAAUGAAAUUGGCCAGGCAGUGGUGGCGCACGCCUUUAAUCCCAGCACUUGGGAG